CUUCUGAAAUAGAAACAAAGUUGGUCACAAAUCACAUUGGCUUUGCUCGAAGUUUUUUUUGUGUUGUUUUUUUUUUUUUUCCACCUUCUUUAGCAUGCGACCAUGGAGAAAGUGAUCACUGCUGUCAGGGAGGGAAGUCUGGGUGGUUUGGUGCGGAGGGAACGGCUGUAACUUCUACGUGACUAUGGUACCUGUUGAAAACACAGAGGGCCCCAGUCUGCUGAACCCGAAGGGGAGACCAGCGGAGACUGAUGGCAGCGACAGAGCCAGCAGCGGCAGGCAUCCUCCCUGGACCAGAGGUUGCGGCAUGUUUACUCUCCUGUCAUCUGUCACAGCUGCCGUCAGUGGCCUGCUGGUGGGUUAUGAACUUGGGAUCAUCUCCGGAGCUGUCCUUCAGAUAAGAACCUUAUUAGCCCUGACCUGCCAUGAGCAGGAAAUGUUUGUGAGCUCUCUCCUCAUCGGGGCCUUACUCACCUCUCUCACUGGAGGGGGCCUAAUCGACAGAUAUGGAAGAAGGGCUGCGAUCAUGCUGUCCUCCUGCCUGCUUGGACUUGGAAGCCUCGUGUUGAUCCUCAGCUUAUCUUAUGCCGUUCUGAUAAUGGGACGCAUUGCUGUAGGGGUGUCCAUUUCACUCUCUUCAAUUGCCACUUGUGUUUACAUCGCGGAGAUUGCCCCACAGCACAGAAGAGGUCUUCUUGUGUCCCUGAAUGAGCUGAUGAUUGUCAUUGGCAUCCUUUUUGCCUAUGUUUCAAAUUACGCAUUUGCUAAUGUUUCCCAUGGCUGGAAGUACAUGUUCGGUCUUGUUAUUCCUUUGGGAGUUUUGCAAGCAGUUGCAAUGUACUUUCUUCCUCCAAGUCCCCGGUUUUUGGUGAUGAAAGGACAGGAGGAAGCUGCUAGCAAGGUUCUGGGAAGGUUGCGUCCCAUCUCAGCCACAACAGAUGAACUCACUGUCAUCAAAUCUUCCCUGAAAGAUGAGUAUCAGUAUAGUUUCUGGGAUCUGUUUCGUUCGAAGGACAACAUGAGGACCAGAAUAAUAAUAGGGUUAACAUUGGUAUUUUUUGUACAAAUCACUGGUCAGCCAAACAUAUUAUUCUAUGCAUCAACUGUUUUGAAAUCUGUUGGCUUCCAAAGCAAUGAGGCAGCUAGCCUUGCCUCCACAGGGGUCGGGGUUGUCAAGGUCAUCAGCACCAUUCCAGCCACGCUUCUUGUAGACCAUGUUGGGAGCAAAACCUUCCUCUGUGUCGGCUCCUCCGUGAUGGCAGCCUCUUUGGUGACCAUGGGCAUCGUCAAUCUCAACAUCCACAUGAAUGUCACCAACAUCUGCAGAAGCCAUAGUCCUAUCAACCAGUCCUGGGAUGAGUCUGUGUUUUAUGGACCAAGAAACCUAUCAGCCAGCAACGACACUUUUAGAGAGCCCUUUAAGGGGAUCACUUCCCACAGCAGAAACUCCCUCAUGCCCACGAGAAAUGAUGUGGCUAAGAGAGGGGAGAUGACCUCGGCAUCCUUACCAAAUGCUGGACUGAGUCCAACUGAACACCAGAUAGUCACAGACCCUGCAGAAGUCCCACCUUUUUUGAAAUGGCUAUCCUUAGCCAGCUUGCUUGUUUAUGUUGCUGCUUUUUCAAUUGGUCUUGGACCGAUGCCCUGGCUGCUGCUCAGCGAGAUUUUCCCUGGUGGAAUCAGAGGACGAGCCAUGGCUUUAACUUCGAGCAUGAACUGGGGCAUCAACCUCCUCAUCUCUCUGACGUUUUUGACCGUGACUGAUCUCAUUGGUCUGCCCUGGGUGUGCUUUAUAUAUGCAAUCAUGAGUCUCGCAGCCCUGGCGUUUGUCGUUGUGUUUAUACCUGAGACAAAGGGAUGCUCUUUGGAACAGAUAUCAACGGAGCUGGCGAAGGCGAACUAUGUGAAAAACAACAUUUGUUUUAUGAGUCAUCACCAAGAGGAAUUAGUGCCAAAACAGCUUCAAAAAAGAAAACCCCAAGAGCAGCUAUUGGAGUGUAAAAAGCUGUGUGGUAGCGGACAGCCAAGGCAGCUUUCUCCAGAGGUCUAAUGGCCUCAAAACCUCACAAAUGCUGACACAGUAAGAGAACACUCAGUAGGGUGUCUUCAUACCAGUCUAUGUUGGCCACUCCCAUGUUUUGGCUUUAGUGCUAUGGAGCUAGUUUUAAAGGGACACCCUGUAAUUAUAAAGAUAACCUUUAAUCCCCACCCACAACAGGUAAAUGAGCUAUAAAGUACCAAGUGAUCUUUUUUACUCUAAGCAGAAUACCAUGUUGGAAAAAAAGAAAAAAAUACUGGCUGGUUUAAUGCUUUCUACCUUUUUCACAGAGCAGCCUUUGAAAGACUAUGAACUAGUGAUGAAUCACCUUUUGCCUUAAGCCAUUCGCAGCUUUAUUAUUCAGACAUGUAAGUGGUCUAAACAGGAGCUUAGAGUUUUUUGUCUACUAAGACACUACUUGCACAGGGUCUUGUGUUAAAAAAACAACAACAAACCACGACAUAAUGUGGACAACUGCACAUAUGUUCUAGAUUAGGAUAGGGUCCUGGCUCGGAUUUUAGCGAUAAUUCCUAAUUACAGUUUAAUAAGUACAGAGUGUGUAUCUUAUUUUACGAAUCAUGAACUGUUAUAUAAUAUAAUGCAAAAUAUUUUUUACCAAUUUCAUAUUAGUAUUAUAAAAUAUUGUAAGAAAUAAUUCUGCAAUAGUUGAAAAAAGUAAGUAUUUUCCCAUCCUUUUAAAAAAAUAUGAAUAGAGAAGACAAUUUCAAAAUCCUGGGACCAUAUUUAUUUAGAAAUAGCUGUUAGUAAAACUCAGGAGUCAGGCCAUUAGGUUAUUUUUCCAAAUCUCUAAGCAAUUAGGUCUGGCUUAUUAGGCUAAGCUUAUAAAAUUCUCUUUGUAUGGCAAUCAUAACUUAACAGCGACCCAGUUUCCUGCAAUUCUUUGUACUCCUCAGGCUUAUCACUACCUCAGGUUAUGGCAUACAGGCUAUAAUCGAUGCUGACUCUCAGACGACUGCAGACAUCAUCAAUGACAUUAGGACAUCAGGACAAUUCCCUACGUUCUUCUCUAUGAUGGAACAGAUGGCCAGCUGUACCAGAAACUUGGGUUUUCACCCACACAACAAUGGGUUGCUCUCGUAUUUCUCCAGUUGAAUUUAAGACUUGGUGAGGCAUUUCACCCACAAAAUUUGGAUAUGACAGAAAAUCUACAAUAAAGAAUCUCAAACCACUUAAGUAGUAACCCAUUAAAUUACUAAUAUUAUAAGCUAUGGAAGAUAUAAAAAACAAAGUAUGAACAAUCUAACUUGACAAGGAAUGCAAAAAUAGGUUAUAUGAUUAACCUGAAGAGAAUCCUAAAAAUCAAAACCCCUUUUUAUUCAGCUUGGAAUGCUCCUACUGGCCCAAAACAAAUGUCCUAAGUUUUAUAUAAGGGUAUAGGAUAUAUAUUUCCUUGUAACAAAAUGGAAGACUUUAAUCGAUGCAAGGAAUAGUAAAACUGUAUUAUCAGAUUGAGAAGAAUGAUUAAAUGUCCUGGUUCUGAAACGUACUAUCUCAAUUUUGAGGAAAGGAGGGGAAACUUUUGAGGAAGGGAGUUUUGAGAUCUUAAUUUUGCCAUGGUUAUUUGAUAUGCAAAUCAGAGCAUGCAAUGUUUUUAUUCAUUUGUUUUGGAAGGAAAAGGUAAGGUGUGUUCUGUAGUGUUAAUUUAAGAAAUUCAUUAUGAAUCUUUGGUGGAAUUAUGUGCUGAGACUUUUUUAAAAACCGAGACAGGUAAUCAUGAAAUUUUUUUUCUCUGCCAAGCAUCACAGAAUGAAGUUCAAACACUACAUAUACUUUAGCUGUUUCUUGGUUUAGCCAUUCGUUGUCAAUUGGCAGGAAACUGUAUAUAAGCCUAUUAGGUUUAUUACUAGUGAUUUCAACCUCAGUGUCUUAAAACACUUCUAUUUUUCUUUUAUAAUCCUGUCUAUACCUAAAUAAUUCUGUCUUCACACUAAUUUUUACACAAUGCACCUCCAAUCAGAGCUGUGUGAUUUUCAAAAAUAAAAAAGGGGGAAUACUUAAAAUUUGUAUGUAUAUAUUCACAGUUUUUAUUUAUAAAAAAAUUUACAGCACUUGUGAAAAGCCAGCAGAAGACAUCAGGCACGCUCAUUUCUUACCAGCUUUGUUAAGUUUUGUAGGUUAUUCGUGACACUUUGCUAGGUAAUGCUCAUGUAGCAGCCCUGAAACCAGACCCGGUCAGAUUGUCUUUCUUCCUCUUUUCUGAGAAAGCAUUUUGACGAGCUACUGAUCUACCUACCUAGUUUUCAAGUCACUCGAAUACUGAAAAUGUUAGGACAUUUUGGACCUAUACCUCGGCCAUAUAAUCAUGUUUUCCCCCCUUUUCUAUAUCUCUUUUUUUGGGACACAGCAAAACAAGAGGUCACUUAUUAAUUACUGUCAAUUAAAACUAAGUGGAAAAUCUCAAAAAUUUAAAGAUCUUCUCAGAACCUGUAGCUUUUUCAUUGAAUUUCAUUCUCUAUUAUUUUAUGAGGUUAUCUCUUCUACUGGAACUUUAAAUGAAGCAAAUAAACACAACUUAAAAAAAAAGAGAGAACGGAACUCUGAAAAUCACAAUCAAGUCUUUCACAAGAAAGAAAAUAUAAAAGUUAGCCUUUGCCCCCUGCAUAUGAGGGAGAGGCAGGGUAGGGGAAAGCAUCAGGAAGAUAAAAAUAAACAUAAAAUGGUAUGUAUUUUUCAGUGCAGUGCUUAAGCUAGGUUUUCAAGACUUUAUAACAUGGUAAGGAAAAAGAAUAUGGAGGUUAAGAUGUUGCAAUUUUUCACAGAGGUUUCAAAACAUUUUGGAAAUUCAGGUUUUAGUGGAAAAUUGCGUUAGAAUAUUGUCUCUCCUAACUGAGGCGCUUAUUUGACUCUUCACUCAGUUUUAUUUCUAGGUAAAAUCACUGUUGGUUGUACCAAACUCCUAAACGCAGCGGCACAGCAAAACAGCAGCUUGAUCUGGUGUCGACAUCCGGGGCUCCUGGGUGCCCAGACAGCCACUGCUUCACCAAUGCAUAUGUAUUGUCACUUUCAGAGUAGACACCCGUAUACUGACUAGUCACUCUUUAGCUCCAUUAAAUAAGACACAGUAUGGGGAGAGACAUAGCUUGCAAAAUGGCUUUGAAGUUCAAGUUGAACUAUUAUAAUGAUACUGUGGCACAGAGGCAGCUUGUGGACACUUCUUGUUAAAA
This is a messenger RNA of Hipposideros armiger (great roundleaf bat), 5223 nucleotides long. RefSeq names its product solute carrier family 2 member 12 (gene SLC2A12). Gene Ontology annotation, biological process: circulatory system development; D-glucose transmembrane transport. The transcript is spliced from 5 exons. Lineage: Eukaryota; Metazoa; Chordata; Mammalia; Chiroptera; Hipposideridae. Gene Ontology annotation, cellular component: membrane. Bases 185 to 2050 code for a protein of 621 amino acids. Gene Ontology annotation, molecular function: D-glucose transmembrane transporter activity. The record is from RefSeq and is a predicted model, not a curated record.